Molecule: messenger RNA, 1530 nt
Organism: Nicotiana tabacum (common tobacco)
Lineage: Eukaryota; Viridiplantae; Streptophyta; Magnoliopsida; Solanales; Solanaceae
Source: RefSeq, a predicted model, not a curated record
UCAUCUCAUCAAUGCAACAAGUCCAAAAAUCAAAACCUUUGGAGAAGAAAAGCAUUUCAGCCUGAGUAACAGAAUACUCCAAUUUAGUAUCCAAAUCUCUAGAAAAAAAAUAUGGAACAUCCAGGAUUAAGCACCACUAUGAGGAGAAUCCUCCUACUGAUUAGUUGCUUAAUACUCGCUGUUGGCAUAUGUGGUGGUCCUCUAAUGAUGCGUCUAUAUUAUGUCGAGGGAGGUUCAAGAAUAUGGCUUAGUAGUUGGUUACAAACGGGUGGAUGGCCACUCACCUUUAUACCUCUUGCCUUCCUAUACUAUUAUCGUCGAAAAAUCGAAGGCUCAAAUGCCAAGUUUUACUUGAUGACACCUCGAAUUUUUAUUGCAGCAUUUGUCAUUGGCAUUGCCACUGGUCUUGAUGAUUUUCUAUAUUCGUGGGGCGGGUCAAAACUCCCCGUAUCAACCUCUUCACUUCUUCUUGCUGCUCAACUUGCCUUCACGGCAGUAGGUGCUUUUUUCAUAGUGAAGUUGAAGUUAUCACCCUUCUCUAUCAAUGCAGUGGUUUUACUAACAGUUGGUGCUGUUUUAUUGGGUAUCCGAUCUAAUGGUGAUCGACCAGAGGGCGUGACAAGUAAAGAAUAUAUUAUUGGUUUUAUGAUGACACUUUUAGCAGCAGCUUUGUAUGGAGUCAUUUUGCCUUGUAUUGAGUUGAUUUACAUGAAGGCAAAACAAGCUAUUACUGCUACGUUGGUGUUAGAGAUUCAAAUGAUCAUGAGUUUUGCUGCUACUGCCUUUUGCACUGUAGGAAUGAUCGCCAAUAAAGACUUUCAGGCAAUGUCAAGGGAGGCAAAACAAUUUAACCUCGGAGAAGCUAGAUAUUAUACAGUGAUAGUAUGCACUGCCGCUAUUUGGGAGUGCUUCUUCGUGGGUAUUAUAGGAGUUAUCUACUGCUCUUCUUCUUUGAUGUCUGGGGUUAUGAUCGCAGUUUUGCUCCCCGUUACAGAGGUAUUAGCUGUAAUUUUCUUUAAGGAAAAGUUUUCAGGUGAAAAGGGUCUUGCUCUUUUCCUUUCUCUUUGGGGUUUUGUCUCAUACUUCUAUGGAGAGUUCAGACAAACAAAGAAGGAGAAGAAUAAAAGCCCAGAAGCUGAGAUGACAACGACGCAUACGGAAUCCGUUUGAUUUACUAUUCAUGGUUAUAAGGAUAAACAGGAAAAGUUUUAUUUUGUGUCUCGUACAACUGACACUAGUUGUAUAGGCCCCUUUUUAUCCCACAAAAUUGUGGACACCAAUCUUACACUGCUGGGUCCACAGAAUUCUGGGUCCACAAAACUGUGAGACAAAAAGUUGUCUCAUACAACUAGCGUAAGUUGAAUGAAACACAAAAUAAAAUUUUCCGGAUAAAUAGUUUUUAGUUUUUGUACAAAAUAAUGUACGUCGUUUUCCUUUCAUUAUGUUUGUGAAAAGGGUCUCUUUCUUUGAAAUUUCUGAUGUUGCCGUUGAAUCCGUAAUACAAUUGAAAUAUUUGCAGUUGCUAGUAAA